Messenger RNA from Vicia faba (fava bean), 291 nucleotides. The record is from the annotation of a GenBank genome assembly. Lineage: Eukaryota; Viridiplantae; Streptophyta; Magnoliopsida; Fabales; Fabaceae.
AUGGCAGAAACGGAACCCAAACCAAAAGGUUCGCUUUCAGAAAAUGAUGUGAAAGGUCCAAACAUUCUUGAUCGAGCUAAGGAGGAAAUUGAAGCAGUUUUCAAACAUGCCAAAUCGCCUCGCCACCACAAAGAAACACAUGGGAGAAAUGAUGACAUCGAUGAGCGAACUUCUGUUGAAGAAGUGAAAGCUCCGAAUGUGUUUGGAAGGAUGAAGGAGGAGAUUGAAGCUGUAGUUGAAGCCAUUCAUCCCAAGAAAGAAUCUGACACUAAAGACUCUCCAUCAAAGUAA